Molecule: messenger RNA, 794 nt
Organism: Terrapene triunguis (Three-toed box turtle)
Lineage: Eukaryota; Metazoa; Chordata; Testudines; Emydidae
Gene: ERF
Product: ETS2 repressor factor
Exons: 1
Source: RefSeq, a predicted model, not a curated record
GGAGCCCUGCUGCCCCCUCAGCUCUCGCCCGCCCUGCCCCUCACCCCCACCCACAUGAACUACACCCCCUCGCCCACCCUGAGCCCCAUGUACCCCGGCGGCUCCCACUUCUCCUUCAACCCCGAGGACAUGAAGCGCUACCUGCAGGCGCACACCCAGAGCGUCUACAAUUACCACCUCAGCCCCCGGGCCUUCCUCCAUUACCCCCAUAUCCUCGUGCCCCAGCCCCAACGCCCCGAGAAGCCGCCCCCGCCCGAGGAGCCCCCCGCCCCCUUCAAAUUCAAGCUGCAACCUCCCCCGCUGGGCCGGCGGAACCGGGACAAGGCACCGGCGCCCCCCGGCGAAGGGGCCGCCCCGGAGCCCCGGCUGCCCUGCAUCAAGGUGGAGCCCAUCUCGGAGGGGGAGUCGGAGGAGGAGGAGGUGACGGUGGAGGUGACGGACGUCAGCGAGGAAGAUGAGGAGGUGUUCAAGGCUCCCCCCGCCCCGCCUGAGAAGCCUGGGGAGCCCCCGGUGGCCCCGGCCCCCCGGCAGGGCGAGGAGAGCGGCCAGUGCAUCCCCCUUAAGCUGCGCUUCAAGCGGCGCUGGAGUGAGGACCAGCGGCUGGAAGCGGGCGGGGGGGCCGGCCCCAAUGAGGCGGAUGACAAGAAGGUGAAGGGGGAGCGGGAGGGCGGGGGCGCCCCGGCCGGGGAUGGGCGGCGCGUCAGCACCGACCUGCCCCACGCCACGGCCCAGCUGUCGCUGGAGAACAAGGACUCGUAGAGCCGGCGCCCCCAGGGACGGACGGACAGGGCUGG